Messenger RNA from Sceloporus undulatus (fence lizard), 2666 nucleotides. Its product is annotated as epididymal sperm-binding protein 1-like. Lineage: Eukaryota; Metazoa; Chordata; Lepidosauria; Squamata; Phrynosomatidae. Gene Ontology annotation, molecular function: heparin binding. The transcript is spliced from 10 exons. The coding region runs from base 209 to 1321 and encodes 370 amino acids. The record is from RefSeq and is a predicted model, not a curated record. Gene Ontology annotation, cellular component: cell surface.
GAAACCGUGGGGCUCAAGUGGGUAAGCAAGUGAGGAAGAGAAGAGUAAGGAAACCUCCUCAAAUGUCUCUGUAGGAAUCUAUGGCAGCAUUUGGACAUCUCCUUCUGUUAUAGCGGUGGGAAGAAGAUGUUGCCAAGUGGGGCUUAUAAAAAGAGAGAGCAUGAUGCAUAUUCUUCACGCCUAUCACGUUCUCUGACUGGGAGCAGAGAUGGCCUUUCCUGUAGCCGUCCUCCUGUACACCUGGGUUUUCCUUCCACUAGCUGCAAGUGAAGUAUUUCCACCCUGUGUUUUCCCCUUCAUUUUUGAGGGUACAUCAUAUUCAAAAUGCACCACCAAUGGUACCAAAGAUAAUCAGCCGUGGUGUGCCAUAACCAGCAACUAUGACAAGGAUCACCAAUGGAAGCCAUGUACUAUUACCGACUACGGAGGCAAUUCAGGUGGACACCCAUGUGUCUUUCCCUUCAUCUACCUGCGUCAUACUUACUACACCUGCAUUAACAAAUUAUCCCAAGGGCGGUUCUGGUGUUCCACGACAGGGAACUAUGAUAAAAACAGGAAGUGGAGUUACUGUGCUGACACCAGGCUAGGGGAAAACUACCCUACCAGGGCAUGUGUCUUCCCAUUCACAUAUGAAAACAAGUUAUACUCAUCUUGUACAACUGCUGGAAGGUCUGAUGGGAGGCUCUGGUGCUCGGUCUUCAAAAACUAUGAUAUGAACCCCUCAGGGGCAUUUUGUGAGCCCUCAGAACAAGCUCCUUGCAAUUUUCCCUUCAUCUACAAGAACAAAUCAUACUCUUCAUGCACCAAAGAAGGGUCAUUUGAUGGACAGCUGUGGUGUGCCACAACCCCAAACUAUGAUAAGCACAGCAGAUGGAAAGCAUGUGCCACUGAAGAGUAUGGAGGAAAUUCCAAUGGUGCCCCUUGUUUCUUCCCCUUCAUCUUCAAGAAUCAGAGCUAUGAAAAUUGUACGAAUGAGGGUGAAAAGAGUGGGCGAUACUGGUGUGCCACAACACGGCACUAUGAUGUGGACUUAAAAUUCAGCUACUGUGCUGACACAAAAUUAGGAAUCUUGGAGCCUCUUGAAGAAGGAAGAUUGCUAACACAGCCUCCAUUAGCAGUUCCAGGAAAUAACACAGAUUCCAAGGAGCAGUGUGUCUUUCCAUUCAUCUAUAAAGGGAAAUCUUACUCAACUUGUACAAAAGAUGGUUUGUUCUCCUGGAAGCUCUGGUGCUCUCUCACAGCUAAUUAUGACACGAAUCGGAUGUGGAAAUACUGCAAUCCUUCAGAUUUGCAAAAUCAAAAUUCAACUCAGCCAUAUUGAGAGAGCAAUGAAAUGCAUUAUAAGAUUAUGCAGACCAAUCAACAAAUCAUCUAUGAAUCCCAUUAAAUUAAUUCUCCAGUGGGAUGUGACCAGUUUCCCCCUGGUGCUAUCCUACUUCCAAAGAUAGAAAGGAAGUCUUUUAUACAGACUGCCAACACCAUUCAGCCCUUUCCCUUAGAUUAUGCUUGGGCUCUGAUCAUUGCUGAUUGUUCACCUUCAGCACAAACAAACAGCAGCUCAAAAACACCCACAGCACAGCCAAUAUUGCUUCCAUUUUUGUUCCAGAGUUUGUCUGCCUAAUAUAUCAAUCCUGCCUUCAUUUUUUCUCAUCAGCCACAUUAUAAAGAAUCAUGCUGCAGAAAUUCAAUGGCAGAAAAAGUUCCUCUCCACUCCUUUCUUGUUUGCCUUCUCUGUUUUCUUCUAUUUCCCCUUCUUUCUGAAAGAGAGGAAGAUGUUCUUUAUGCUCUGUAGUAUGGGAAGGUUCUUUGCCAUUCUUCAGUAGCAUGGAGAACAGCAAUGGAUCUUGAAAGGAAAUGCAGUGGCUCCUUGAUGACAGUGGAUGAUUAUUUGUGGCAGAUUGUGGUGGUGAUACAGCCCUUCAUGCACUGAAGAUACAAAGUCCCAUAUUAGACAUAUCUAUUGAAAUUAAUCACUUAUUUCUUAUACUUCAGAUGUCCACACCAUCAAAGGGUACUGUAUGUUCUAUCAACAGUUCAUAUUAAUUUUUAAAAACAAUUUGCCGUAACAUUUAAUCAUCUAAAGAUUUUUUAAAAAUUACAAGUUUCUUAUCUCUGUUGUGCAGAAGGGCUUAACAAGGUUGGGCAGUGGUGACUCUUGACAUUGUAGAAACUGUGGUGAUGUGAAUGGACCAUUCUGUGGGAAGGAGAUGGGAGUAUCAACAUCCUCUCCUCACCAUGGCUCUGACAUCUCUUUGUUUGCCUGAACAUUAAGAAAUAAGGAGUUCAACAGAGAUCAAAUCUGAAAUGUUCCCAGGUUGCUGAAAAAGUGAGGAUGUGUAGUGUAAAUCGCCUGAACCGAAUUCACUAUUGUCCGAAGAGGCCGUUUUGCUAUGGCACCAACAUUAAUUGGCCUUCUUGUUCCUUUGUGACACCUUACAUUUUAAUAUCAAGAUGGAAUGUGCUACGAAUGUGCUACGAAUUUAUAAUAUACACACAAUAUGAAAUUGGCAAGUGAUUGUGGCUGAAUGAUUGGUACACAUAUGUGUAAUGGCCUUCUCAUGUGUUGUGGCUCUGAUAAUUAAGCUUUCAGAACUGCUCAGAAAGUAUUAAUUGCUAAUGUUUCCAGCUGGGCAGCACAGGACUCCUGCCUAUAUCGUCUAUGUAGA